Phymastichus coffea is the source of this 4002-nucleotide messenger RNA. Its product is annotated as F-box/LRR-repeat protein 20. The record is from RefSeq and is a predicted model, not a curated record. The coding region runs from base 359 to 1906 and encodes 515 amino acids. The transcript is spliced from 9 exons. Gene Ontology annotation, biological process: SCF-dependent proteasomal ubiquitin-dependent protein catabolic process. Gene Ontology annotation, cellular component: SCF ubiquitin ligase complex. NCBI's taxonomy places the organism in Eukaryota, Metazoa, Arthropoda, Insecta, Hymenoptera, Eulophidae. Gene Ontology annotation, molecular function: protein binding.
UCAGCUGCGUCCUUCUCGGCCCUCUUCUCGCUUGCAGCGCGAACAAAGCAGCGCAGCAGCGCAGCAGCAGCAGCAGCAGCAGCAGUAGCGCCACACAGCAACAGUCGUGUUGUGUCGGUAGACUCGGCCAUUUCGCAGUAUUGGCGGCUUGGUACUCGUGCGGUUUUCGUUGGCUGUCGCCGUUGUUGUUGUUGCUGCUGCCGUUGUUUGUGGUGGCAGCGCGCGCCCGUGUCGGUUGUGCUGCGGUGUCGAUUUUUUCGCCCGUUGAAUGCGUGGGUGCUGUUGGGCGCGACGACCUACGUCCCCCAGCUAGCCCCCAACGAACAUUAAAACUGCAACAAUAACGCGACGCAAAAGGAUGAUACACUCCGGGCGCACGAGGCUCGAGAAUAAAGUAAGUCGAGUGGGUGUGGGUGGCAAAGAGGAGGCCGGCUCGUGCACCGGCGGCCAGCGGUGGCGUCAGCAGCGGCAGCGGCAGCAACGGCAGCAGCGGCAACAGCAGCAACAGCAGCAGCCGUCAGCGGCUCAGCCUCACGGUCUUCAGCACUGCAGCAACGAGCGUCACUGCGACUCGCACUCCCCGCACGUCUCCAAUCCAGUCGCGAGCAUGAAGCAGUCUUACAUGCAGUUGACGUGGGUGUUCCACGACGACGAGGCCCAAAUCAACAAGAAGCUGCCGAAGGAGUUGCUGCUAAGAAUUCUAUCAUACUUGGACGUGGUGUCCCUGUGCCGCUGCGCCCAAGUGAGCAAGGCGUGGAACGUGCUGGCCCUAGACGGAUCCAACUGGCAGCGGAUCGACCUGUUCGACUUCCAGAGGGACGUCGAGGGCCCGGUCAUCGAGAACAUCUCCCGGCGAUGCGGCGGAUUCCUGCGCCGCCUGUCGCUGCGCGGCUGCCAGAGCAUCGGCAACCAGUCGAUGCGCACCCUCGCCCAGUCCUGCCCCAACAUCGAGGAACUGAACAUGAGCCAGUGCAAGAAGAUCUCCGACGCGACCUGCGCGGCGCUGAGCAGCCACUGCCCGAAGCUGCAGCGACUCAACCUGGAUUCCUGUCCCGAGAUCACCGAUCUCGCGCUCAAGGAUCUGGCUGACGGCUGCCCGCUGCUCACCCAUAUCAAUCUGUCGUGGUGCGAGCUGCUCACCGACAAGGGCGUCGAGGCCCUCGCCAGAGGCUGCCCCGAGCUCAAGAGCUUUCACAGCAAGGGCUGCAGGCUGCUCACCGACCGCGCCGUCAAGUGCCUCGCGCGCUUUUGCCCCAAACUGGAGGCGAUUAAUCUGCACGAGUGCAGGAACAUAACCGACGAUUCGGUGAGAGAGGUGGCGGAACGAUGUCCCCGGCUGCACUACGUCUGCAUAUCCAAUUGUCCGAACCUGACGGACGCGACCCUGAUGAACCUGGCGCAAUACUGUCCCCUGCUCAGCGUCCUCGAGUGCGUCGGUUGCGCUCACUUCACCGACAAUGGCUUUCAAGCUCUCGCGAGGAAUUGUCGCUUACUGGAGAAAAUGGACUUGGAGGAGUGCGUACUCAUUACCGAUGCCACGCUCAUUCACUUGGCGAUGGGCUGUCCUCGCUUGGAGAAACUCAGCUUAUCGCAUUGCGAGCUGAUAACCGACGAAGGUAUAAGACAGUUAGCCAUAUCGCCGUGCGCGGCCGAGCACCUGGCCGUAUUGGAGCUAGACAAUUGCCCACUGAUAACGGACGCCAGCCUUGACCAUAUGCUGCAAGCUUGCCACAAUCUCGAGCGGAUCGAGCUCUACGACUGCCAAUUGAUCACUAGAGCCGGCAUCCGCAGACUCCGAACACAUCUGCCAAAUAUAAAAGUUCACGCGUACUUCGCGCCGAUAUCGCCGCCGCCAUCGUCCGGUGCCUCUCGGCAGCGUUACUGCCGCUGCUGCGUUAUCCUGUGAUUCAGCAUCCCCCGCGGCAGCAAUAACGACAACGACGACGACCACGAAGAUGAAGACGAUGACUAUCAUCACGAUGCGGUAUGCUCUCCUCGCACAAGCGUGCUCGUCCCAAUGAAUUACACGAGCGCAGGUUGCAUUUCAAUAGUGACUCGAUAGGGGGUGUACACGCAAAAAGGUAUAUACAUUUUAUCAGACUGACGAAAAAAAAAUGAAUCAACACGUUCUCGACCAUUAUUAACCUCAUGGGGAGAUAACGUUUGUACAUAUGAGACGAAAGAUUUUCUGACUUAAAACUUGAGUUUUUUUCCCUUUGUUCCUUUCCUCGCCUCUUUGACGCUGGGAGGGGAGGGACUGCAUUUUCUUUCGACGCGUGCAUCCGAAUGGCUUUUAAACGACGACUACUCGUGAUAUAAUUAAUGUCUUGUAGGGCAUUUAGGUCUUUAAGCGUGUUAUCGUUUAUACACACUUUGCCUGUAAUCGUUUAUUUCUCUUUGAGGACUGCAAGAAAGACGUAAUGUAGAUACGUUCGAAAGAGCUUCUAAGGUUGCGCGUUACCUAAGUUUGAAUAAAGAGAGAAAGAGAGUAUGACGAAUCCACACGGGGAAGUGUAUAGUUAAGAAGAAAAAGAAUAUGUUUUAUACGCUGUAUGUUGAACGUAAACAAAUGUGUGACAUCAAUGGUAUAUUAUGUACUGUCGUGCGGAACUGGAGAAAUUCUUGUAAGAUAAGUAAUGUUCGAUGCGUCUAUAAUAUUUAUGAAGUUACAAGGAAAACGGAGAAAGCGAGAGAAAGAAGAGCUUGAAAAAUUUCAUUUUUCUCGAAGCUUUCCAUUAUUCGCGAUAAUUCAAAUCUUUUUUUACUGCUGCGAACAAUAAUUGUCGCAAUCUCAUUGGCUGUUAUGCGUUUUAUCAGUGGUUCUUCAAUUCGUUUUUUUAUUAUCAAUAAUUGGUUCCUAUAGACCCACUGAAAAAUAAUUAUAAAAUUGAGUUUUACCGAGCAAUUCUUACGAAUGAUAUUAUUGUUUCUAUAUAUAUAUGUGUUAUGUAUAAUGAGUUAUAUGUGGCGUGAUACGAAUGAUCGAGAAUGCAAGUGUUUGGCUGUGCAAUAGAAUAGACAUAAAUGAUCCAGAUGCUAUAAAGGACAAAUCGGCUAAAGCAUUUUUUUCUGUGCCUGUAAAUCUCCCAGAUAGGAUCAAAUUCUCUCGAGGAGAGAGAAGCAAUACUGCAUUACAAUAAAGUUUUUUUCUAAUGUGUUCGAAGAUUUAUACAUAUUACUCGAGAAAAUGAUUGAAGUUAACAUUAAGUUUUACAAUUGACUAUAUUAUAACUUUUGCGCGCUUGGCUUCUCUUCUGACCCACGACUCGACAAAUGUUCAUUUAAUAACUUAAUGCAUUUUUUACAGAACUGCACGUUAACAUGUAUCUCGUAAGAUUUAUAUCAAUGUGUAUAAACGUUGUAUUAUUUUAAGUUGAAAUUAAUAUUUUUAAAAGCACACCAGUAACUGUAAAGUAGAAACAAAGAUACUCUUGCACGAAAAGGAUUGGGUUGACGUAAUCGAUAUUCGGUAUUUAAUUUCUAAUCAAAUUGUCGAGAGUAAGGCACAGCUGGAAAGAAAAAAAAAAUUUAUUUAAUUAAUCACACUUGUCAGAGGAGAAGUCGAAGAUCCUACUAUUAACAUAGUAAACAGUGUUAUCGAAUGUAUCGUUUCAUUAUUUCUUUAAGUCCCAAUGAUAACACUUAUCUACGAUUAUCUUUUACUUUUUGUGUAUCAUUCAGAUCUUCGUAUUUUAGGUACACAUUUAUACGUUGUAUAGGGCUACUAUUACGCACAUGUAUAAUUAAGUGUUUCGACAUAAUUUGUAUAUUACAUAAUCUCAUGUAUCACUCUAUACGUUUUUGCUUUUGUAUGGAGAGAGCGAAAGCGAAGCUAAAAAAAUACUUUUUAUAUCGAGAACAAAAAUGAAUUGAUGUCUAUUAUACUGCGUACUGUUAUUUUGAUACCUGAUGUUUAAAAAUUAACAUACAACCGAUAUUUCACCAGAUAUAUAGUCUAUUAAUCGGCCUAUAUAUAUAUAUAUAUAUAUAUAUAUAUAUAUA